GACGGUUUCACAACAGUGAAAGAGGCUCCACGCCCACAUUCACCACCCAUCUCCUCCGGUCACAUCUUUGAGGGGGGUCAUUACAAAGAAACACCACAAACACUCAAUCACUGGAGAACCAUUUCACAGAGGUGUCCACGCCUUCUCUCUCUCUCUACACAACAAACGUGAAAGAAACACGUUUUUUUUUUAAGUGACCGGGGAUAUUCCGGUAUGUUAACGUUGAUUUGUUCUCCGUCGUCGCAAAACAAGUAGCUCACAGUCGAAGGUGCGCUUCACGUUUGGGGACAAUUGUGUCCUGAGAAGUCUUCACUUGUGUUAUAUAUCACAAGAUAUUUCAGCCAUGGAGUUGAGUUCAGUGAUCUUAACGACCGGGAGCUCCGUCGGAUUUUUCCGACUGGUCAACACUGGGUUCCGAAAGCUGCCCAUGCCUGAAUCCGCCUGCAGGAAUGCAUGGAAGUGGAGAAACAUCUCCACAUCCAUUGUGCACAGUUUUAUCACUGCGAUAUGGGCAGUCGCGUGCUUUUUCCUUCACCCACAGAUGGCUGAAGAUUUGAUAGAAACCCACUCUGUGUUUUCUCACGCUUUGGUGUCGUUUUCUAUCGGUUACUUCAUCUAUGACUUCCUUGACAUGUUGGAGAACCAGAAGCUGACUCAGGCCUGGGAGCUUCUCUUCCAUCACAUUGUGGUGAUCGCCUGUUUCGGCUUCUCCGUGAUGUCUUCCCACUACAUUGGCUUUGCCGUGGUGGCCCUGCUGGUGGAGAUCAACUCCGUGUUCCUCCACCUCAGGCAAAUGCUGCGUAUGGCCAACAAUGCGGCGGGCACGCUGUACCGGGUCAACAGCAUCAUCAACCUGGGCACAUACGUGGUGUUUCGCAUCAACACGCUGGCCUGGAUGACCCGCUGGCUGGUGCUCAACAGGGACAAUGUGGCCCUCCUGGCCUACACGCUGGGCAGCGUGGGAAUGGCCAUCAUGACGUGCAUGAAUAUUGUCCUGUUUUGUCGGCUACUCAGGAGCGACUUCUUGAAGAGCAGCACCCGGGAGACCAAGAAAGAGAAGGAGAUGUAAAGAUGAGGGGAGGAAGGGACACAAGAAGGAUUAUAAUCUAUAAACGCACUCGUUACUGUAUUUAAACUUCAGUUUUGGUACUGUUUUUUUUUUUUUUGCAUGUGUGUGUGUGAUAUGCUCUUAUGUUGGCAGAUGAAUGGAUCUUUUGAUCUCACAUACUGUACAGGUACACCGUACAACUUGUAAUCAAAUGGCCUUACGUGAAACAUGGAUCACUCACAGACGUAAUGUUAAAAGCUACAUUUCGGUGUAGUUUUAACUUUAGGCUUAUGUACGCGUGUGUGUGUGUGUGUGUGUGUGUGUGUGUUCCAAUAAUCCUGAAGUGCCAUUAGUGGCUCACUGAUGGUAGGAUGUAGGAUUCCUUAUGUGAACAAUGAAAGGUCUCGUAAAACAACACCAAUAGCCUUAUUUCCCACGAGAUGUGUUUCAGCUAAAUCUGUUCUUCACAGUAAGUGAAGACGCUCAUAAAACAAACCCACUAACUCUUUAUAUUUCCAAAGAAAACAUAGGAAACAAUUACAAAUAUCUUAAGAAUAAUGUUUUUAUUUACCAUAUUGUAUCGUAAAUUGUCGUAUCCAAACCCUCUUGUUCAACACUAGCACUGCAACGGUGAAUAGAUCUUUUUUUUUUUUUUUCUCCAACAAAUCUCCUUAACUGAAAACCGCCUGCUACCUCAGAAAGCUGUACUGUCAGUGUCUGGCAGGUUCUUUAUUAAAAGAGCAGAAAAUAAAACCAUAUUUCAAAAAAUACCAAUCCUUACUGAAGGAGAGAAUAAGCUGAUGGGUGAAUACUUUGAAGUGGCAUCUAAAUAAAACAGAUAAGGUUUGAUGACACAAUGCAGAGCGACUUGAUGUUAGCUAAACAACGUUUGCCAAAUGGAUUUAAAACAUCGAGGAUAAAGAAUUUAGAAAUAUUAGUCAUAGCAGGCUUUAUAUUCAUUAUAAAGAUACAGUAUAACCGUAAUCCUGAAAACAACCUGAGCCGAUAGUGGUCAUUGUGUUGAGUAGUUUCUGACUUGAUUGGCUCAUGGAUCAAUUACAAACCACCACCAAUGGCAUCAGUGUCCAGCAGCAGUCAGUGAUGGAGGUUUUUUUUUUUAAACAAAACGGGUUUAAUGACAAUAGAUAGCGCUACAGAAAAAACUGAUGUUAAUGUUUUCACAGUUUGCAUGUAAUUCCUUUAGUGGUCUCUGAAUUUGCAGCAGGUGCUCUCAGACAGGCAGAAGUUGUUGUUCUUCAUUUGGCCUUUAGAGGACAGCAGCACUCCUCAACAUCACCUCAGUGAUCUCAGCAAAAACAACACAAGAGACGUCUUUAUUUUGAAACGUCUUUGUAGACUGGUGCCUCAUGCCUUCAAUUUGAAAUAACCACAAAGCCCGUCGAGUGCUUGGAACUAACAGGUCUGAGAUCUGUGAAUACAGAAAAACACACGGCUGCUACAAGGCUGCCUUCUCUUACCACUCACAUCAUAGCAUUACAGUCCUUAUGUGGCCUGGAAACAUGGGAUGCCAUAUAUGUUUGGCAUUGUUGCUUUUUUGUGUAUAAUCAUUGUCUAGGGGGUGAAAAUGUGAAUAUUUGUAAUUUAUUUGUGCUAAAAAAGUGUGGAUUAAACAGAAAAUUCAAUGAAUAUCCCUGGAAAAAACCCCUCUUGAUGACAGUUGAGUAAAUAUGAUUGCGUAAGUUGUGUUGUUACGGGGCAUUGUGCUUCUUUGGGUCUUCUAUUUACAUUAGCCAUAUGUAUACAGACCUAAAACCAGGCUGUCCAACUACAUUACAAACACAGUGAUUCAAUGACACAGACCAUUAAAAUAACUGUCCUUAUUUAAUUCAAGACAUCACUGCACUAAAGAAACGGCACUAUUUGGGAGGAAGACGUGGCUGAUUCCCAGAUUUUAAGAUCAGGAGUAACUCACUUUUUAAAUUUUUUAUUGUGAAUGCCACAUUUUUUUAUUAAAUACUUCAAUUUGUAUAGGGCAGCUUGACUUUGUGGUUGUAGUGAAGACAACCGGUGACAAGUGAAGUUCUUUCUAACAAGCAAGCUUAUAAUUGUGAAUGUGUUGCUCGAGGCUGUAAUGUUAUUGGAAUUAUACAUUAUGUUGCUGUGUGCUUUUAUGAAUUGUGAUCAAAUAUAACGGGCAAGUUGAGAUGCCUCCUCCAAUCAACGUUGUAAUGACAAACAAUCUAAUGUUCUGCUCUCCGCAGUCUGAUUUCUGCUCUUUUUUUUGCGACCUGUAUGGUUUUAAUUUCAAACUGUCCCGAGGCCACGGAUGAUUCUCUGCUUUUAUAUUUUUGGGUGGUGAACACAAGGAAAACUAUUUCAGGAGAAAGUGGCAGCGUUCAUGAAGUCAUGUUGCAACACUCUGCCUCACUUUCCUCAUCAUACACAGUAAAUGUGGUGUUUGACUGCAUUGAUCUCACAGAAUGAAAAAAAAUAUAUAUAUAUUUUUUAUCACAACCUACAAAUGAUACCAGUUUUAUACCCUUGCUUGUUCAUUUAUUGUUGUUUUCUGGUGGUUGGUGAAAUAUUGCCUGUUGUAAACUAUGAAAAAAAUGAAAUUCACAACAGUGAAGACUGUUGACACUGUGCAGCAUGUCAAAGAGGUUCUGAAAGAAAAAUCAUCUGCUUUCUCGGAGCAACAAACUUUCACUUUUCACAGAAUUAUGCCUUUCAGUGUAAAUAUAAGUUUUAUUUUUUCAUGUUUUGGCAGAUU
Molecule: messenger RNA, 3779 nt
Organism: Anarrhichthys ocellatus (wolf-eel)
Lineage: Eukaryota; Metazoa; Chordata; Actinopteri; Perciformes; Anarhichadidae
Gene: tlcd2
Product: TLC domain containing 2
Exons: 4
Coding region: 344-1069 (241 amino acids)
Biological process (GO): regulation of membrane lipid distribution; membrane assembly; plasma membrane organization
Cellular component (GO): plasma membrane
Source: RefSeq, a predicted model, not a curated record